This is a messenger RNA of Sinocyclocheilus rhinocerous, 357 nucleotides long. RefSeq names its product solute carrier family 12 member 2-like. The record is from RefSeq and is a predicted model, not a curated record. The transcript has a single exon. NCBI's taxonomy places the organism in Eukaryota, Metazoa, Chordata, Actinopteri, Cypriniformes, Cyprinidae. The annotation marks the transcript as partial.
CUCUCCGCGCCCGAACCUGACGCGCUCAAGCCCGCCGGUCCCACGCCGAGCCAGAGCCGCUUCCAGGUGGACCUGGUGUCGGAGUGCGCCGCGGCCUCGGACUCCUCCCCACCCGAGUACUCCGCCGAGCCGCUCCGGGAUCCCGCGUCCGGUGGCGAGGAAGCCAAGGGCCGGUUUCGCGUCGUGAACUUCGCGGCCUCGAGUCCGGACUCGGCGCCGGCGGACUGCGCGCAGAACGGGGACACGGUGAUGAGCGAGGGCAGCCUGCACUCGUCCACCGGCGGCCAGCACCACCAUCACUACGACACCCACACCAACACCUACUACCUCCGCACCUUCGGACACAACACCAUCGAC